AAUUUCUCUAAUUCACCUUUUAGGUAGCGAUAUAACUUAUGUGUACUCUAUCCUCCCACGAUCCGUCCUUUCAUAGAAUUACACUAGACGUGUAUUUUCAUGUUUUUUACUAACAUAAACCUCUAGGCCCUAAGGGGUGGUGAACCGGCGGUUUAACCCGAGUAGUUAUACUGACCCGCUACAUCUACAAACCCGAUAAAUUGGGGGAAAAUUAAUUUGCCCUAAUUUUGCUUCCUUCUCAAAAUUCCAAACCCUAACAAUUUUUCAAUUUCCCCGUAGCCCGUUUUCCGUUCAAUCUAGCAGGGUUGUGAAGAUGUUACAGAAUGUUCCACACCAACUUUUGCAAUCGCCAGCCCGGCUGGGCCUGCCAACUCCCAGUUCACCGUCUCUUCAGAACCCAAACCCUGCUCCUAAGUUCUCCUCGCAAGUGUCGCAACCUCAUCAACAGGCAAAUAUAUUAACUACCCCUACCACCUCAUCGACACUCCUCCCUCUUCUCCCACCUCUCUCCAGAGCCCAGUCUCUUCUCAUUCAAAUGGCGUCUCUUGCUUCAAGACUCUUUGAAGUCUCACCUAACCGGUCCCAUUGGCUUAGUGCUUUUCGAGGCUCUCUUCCUUCGUUUCUGCCUCCUGCGGCGCCGGUUCCACAAGAUUCCUGCCCUUCAUCAUCAAAAGAAAUCCUCUCUGUGUUUACUUCUCUUCAGACGCAGCUGUUUGAAGCAGUUGCAGAGCUGCAAGAAAUUCUUGAUCUUCAAGACGAGAAGCAGAAAGUCACUCGCGAAGUUAGGUCAAAAGAUUCUUCAAUUCUUGCUUUUGCUAACAAACUCAAAGAAACUGAGUGUGUCCUCGACAUGCUUGUUGAUGAUUACUCUACUUAUUGUCGUCCCAAACGGACUAAGUUGGAAAAUGAUACCGAAGAAUCUUCAGCAACAACUGUGGCAUCUCGGUUGAAAUUAUCUGACAUAUUGUCAUAUGCUCAUAGGAUAAGUUACACUACUUUUGCACCACCUGAAUUUGGUGCUGGACUGGCAUCUCUUCGGGGAGCACUUCCUCCAGCUCCACAGGACGAGCAAAUGCGUGCAUCUCAGUUAUACAACUUUGCUGAUCUUGAUGUUGGUUUACCUAAAGCAGAUGAAGCCAAGAAGAUUGUUGAGCCACUCAUUGAACCUCUUGCAGAAACUAAUCCACUUGCCAAUCUUUCAGCAAUUCCGGGCCUCGUCCCUCCAAAUAUCGUAGUGCCAUCUGGAUGGAAACCAGGUAUGCCUGUCGAGUUGCCCACUGACCUCCCACUUCCUCCACCUGGAUGGAAGCCUGGCGAUCCAAUUGCACUCCCUCCUAUGGAUUCCCUUUCACUUCCACCAAAGGCCGAGGAAGCACCAGGACGACCAGUACCUCCUGCAGGACUGCCAAGAAUGCCAGAACCAAUACAAGUUCGGCAUGUGCAGCUUGAUAUUGAGGAUGAUAGUAGCGAUUAUAGUUCUGACGAUGCCAGUUCUGAUAGUGAAGAUUGAUCUGGUUAUAGUUCAACAUGUGCAGCUUGAUGAUAUCGAUCAUGAUAGUAGUCAUUCUACUGCUAAUGAGGCUAGCUAGCUCUAUUAGUGAAAAUUGAAAUGGUUAGCUGUUUUAUGUAACUGAUCGCCUGUAUUUCUAUGGGGACUUGGGUCCCACAUCGGUUAAAUGGGGAGCUAAUGUGAGGCUUAUAUAGCCUUGGGCUCUCCCACCGUAAUAGCUACCUUUUGGGGUGUCGUUCUCCUAUGGUUGUAACUUGUAUCAAAGUCUUGAUGCUCUGCCGGUUGGCUGCUAACUUAUCACCUAUUGCUGAGUAAAUUUUGAGUGUUGUCGUGCUUUGUAUGGGAGAGAAAGGGGCUAGCCGCCUCCGCUCCUCUUAGUUUUAGUUAGUUAUCGCAUAACUUUUUAUUUUUCAAUGUGUA
This is a messenger RNA of Capsicum annuum, 1930 nucleotides long. Its product is annotated as mediator of RNA polymerase II transcription subunit 4. Gene Ontology annotation, cellular component: core mediator complex; mediator complex. Gene Ontology annotation, molecular function: transcription coregulator activity. NCBI's taxonomy places the organism in Eukaryota, Viridiplantae, Streptophyta, Magnoliopsida, Solanales, Solanaceae. The coding region runs from base 314 to 1510 and encodes 398 amino acids. The record is from RefSeq and is a predicted model, not a curated record. The transcript has 2 exons. Gene Ontology annotation, biological process: regulation of transcription by RNA polymerase II.